GUCAGUCUGAAUAUUGUUGAAUAUUACAGAAGGGGUAUAAGUCUGAGGUGAUGCGAAAAUCUGGCGCUAGGGGAAUCUGAGGGCUUGGUGGUGUUAUUGGCUGGUCAUUUGAAUGCAAAUCGAGAGGUUUUGAAGUCGUGGCUGACGUCAGGAGGGCUUGGUUAUACCUUUGCCAGCACCACCUUGACAACAGAGUCACAUCAUGUUUGAUUGAAGCACGUCAAGGACUACGUCGCGUGACCUGGAGAUCAUUUUGGACUACCACCCUUGAGAUAAACAGUAAAAGUUUUGAGUCAGGCCUUGUUUUUAAAGUGAUAUUUGGUUUGAUGCAUGGCUGGCAUGUUGCCUUAAAAAAGUUAUUUUAGGGGUUUCUUUCGAAUCAUGUACGUUGGAUACCUUUUGGAUAAGGAGGGAAGCAUGUAUCACCAAGGAGCUGUGCGACGAUCUGGCAUCAGUCUUCCACCACAGAAUUUUGUCUCCACAUCUCAGUAUUCAGAUUUUACAGGAUACCAUCAUGUGCCCAACAUGGACACACACGCGCAGUCAGCGGGGGCAUGGGGCGCUCCUUACGGCGCACCGAGAGAGGACUGGGGCGCCUACAGCCUCGGACCUCCAAACACCAUUUCUGCACCUAUGAGCAAUUCAUCCCCGGGACAAGUUUCCUACUGCUCGCCUGAUUAUAAUGCCAUGCACGGCCCUGGAUCAGCAGUGCUGCCUCCACCACCUGAAAACAUUUCUGUGGCCCAACUUUCCCCUGAGAGAGAAAGGCGUAAUUCAUACCAGUGGAUGAGCAAAACCGUCCAGUCGUCAUCAACCGGCAAAACAAGAACGAAGGAGAAAUAUCGAGUGGUAUACACAGACCACCAGAGACUGGAGCUGGAGAAAGAGUUUCAUUUUAAUCGCUACAUCACAAUCAGAAGAAAAUCCGAACUGGCAGUAAACCUCGGGCUUUCAGAGAGACAGGUAAAGAUUUGGUUUCAGAACCGCAGAGCCAAGGAAAGGAAAUUAAUCAAAAAGAAAAUGGGUCAGUCUGACGGGAGCGGAGGAUCAGUCCACAGCGAUCCAGGUUCUGUCAGUCCCCUACCGGUACCAGGGUCGCUGAGUCCAUCAGAUAUACACGGUUCUCUGUACCCACCCCCAGGAAUGAACGCCUUACCAUCAAUGAGGAACAUACAGCAAGUUACUGUCACUCAGUGAACUCGAACUUGGAACGUCCAACUUUAACUGAGCACUCCAACACGCUGAAAGGACAGAACCGAAGCGGACCACUCACGUGGUCAAAAAGGAUUAACUAUUACGUGACGAGCAUCAAGGCGCGUGUUGUGGAUUACAACAGAAA
This is a messenger RNA of Ctenopharyngodon idella (grass carp), 1339 nucleotides long. RefSeq names its product caudal type homeobox 4 (gene cdx4). Gene Ontology annotation, molecular function: DNA-binding transcription factor activity, RNA polymerase II-specific; RNA polymerase II transcription regulatory region sequence-specific DNA binding. The transcript has 3 exons. Bases 382 to 1197 code for a protein of 271 amino acids. Gene Ontology annotation, cellular component: nucleus. The record is from RefSeq and is a predicted model, not a curated record. Gene Ontology annotation, biological process: regulation of transcription by RNA polymerase II; cell differentiation; embryo development. Lineage: Eukaryota; Metazoa; Chordata; Actinopteri; Cypriniformes; Xenocyprididae.